Molecule: messenger RNA, 966 nt
Organism: Vicia villosa (hairy vetch)
Lineage: Eukaryota; Viridiplantae; Streptophyta; Magnoliopsida; Fabales; Fabaceae
Exons: 1
Coding region: 1-966 (321 amino acids)
Source: RefSeq, a predicted model, not a curated record
AUGGAGAAUCAUAUCAUGCUAGCCUAUGAACUCAUUAAAGGCUAUGGGAGGAAAUCAGGGAGUCCUAGAUGUCUGAUUCAACUAGAUCUCCAAAAAGCAUACGACAUGCUGAAUUGGAAUGCCCUUCAGAGCAUCAUGAUGGAGAUUGGUUUGCCUAGCAGAUUCAUCCAAUGGGUUAUGGCCACAGUCACCUCUGUUUCUUAUGUAUUUAAUGUAAAUGGAGAGCUCACUCAUACUAUGCAAGCUUGUAGAGGAAUCAGGCAAGGGGACCCUAUCUCCCCCUUGCUAUUUGUUCUAAUGAUGGAGUAUUUGAGUAGAUUGCUAGCUAAAAUGCAAGUGAACCAAAAUUUCAAACUUCAUGCAAAAUGUGAAAAAUUGGGACUGACCAAUCUUACUUUUGCAGAUGACAUUCUUCUAUUCUGCAGGGGAGAGGUUAACUAUGUUAGAUUGCUUCUCAGCACUGUUGAAUCUUUUUCCAUGUCCACAGGAUUGGUUAUGAAUCCUCAGAAGUGUAAGUUUUGUUGUGGUGGAGUUGAUCACAUAACCAAAGCUGCUAUGAAAGAUAUCAUGGGAUUUGAGGAGGGCCAGUUACUAGUUAGAUACCUUGGGGUACCUUUACCUAGUAAAAGACUAAAUAUCACUCAUUAUCUUCCCCUCAUUGAAAAAAUUGUUGGUAGAAUUGAUCACUGGACUUCAAAGCUCCUUAGUUAUGCAGGCAAAAUCCAGCUUAUACAGAGUGUGGCAUUUGCUAUAACACGGUUUUGGCUCCAAUGUUUUCCUAUACCAAAGUUUGUGUUAACCAAAAUUGAUUCAAUUUGCAGAACAUUUCUCUGGACAGCCAAGCAUGAAAGGAGUAGGAAGAGUCCGAUAGCUUGGGAAAAAAUCUGUAAGCCCAAGUGUAAUGGUGGUCUAAAUGUGAUAAAUCUCAAUACUUGGAAUCAAGUCACCUUGCUCAAAUGUCUCUAG